CGGAGGGGGCGUGGUUACGGUGCACACCUGACGGACAGACUCCGCCCUCCCUCCCUACUCAGAUAGCCUCGCUGAGGCUAAGUGGCACGGCAUCCUGUCUUGGUUGCCACACGUAAGGAAAAACACAAAGGUUGGCAUCACAUGUGGGGUCAGCACGAUGGCUGACAGCUGAAACCGACCGGCUGACACGACAAUUCUACGGGUGACAUGAUGGAGGUGGCCGGUCCCUGGACUGAAGUAUUCGAAGGCUCGGAGAGGUCGGAGAAGUCGGGCCGAGCAGACGCGUUGCUGGGAAGCUCCACUCUGACUCUGGCUCCUCUGGUGGCCGACUCUCCGUCCAUACGGCGCUCCCAGCCCAUCUUCAUCGCCUCCAACAGAGCGAAAGGUGUCGAGUCCUUCUCCUCCUCUGUCCCAUCCAUACCAAACCCCUUUCCAGAGCUGUGCAGCCCCUCCAAGUCUCCGGUGCUCAUCAGUUCGCUUCCACCGCAGUCAAGUGACAAACAUCUGAUAAAGGUGUACGGCGAGGACAGCCACAGCAGGUCAGUGUGGGUUUCUCCAGAAGCCACAGCCAGAGAGGUUUGUCACAUGUUGGUGCAGACGGCUCACUGCAGCGAUCAGGAAAACUGGGCUCUGCUCGAGCUCCAUCCCACGCUGGGCCUCGAGAGAUGUCUGGAGGACCACGAGGUUGUGCUGGAGGUUCAGGCGAGCUGGUCCCUCAAAGGUGACACGAGGUUCGUUUUCUGCAAAAACUACGCCAAGUACGAGUUCUUCAGGAAACCAAUGCUCUUCUUCCCAGAGUGCAUGAUCUCCGACAGCGCUGAUGUCAGCAAGGGGAUGACAUCAUCAGAGCUCAUUCAGAAUCUGCUGAGGUCUGGAACGUGUCCAGAGAUUCAGAGUUUCCUGCAUGUAAAAGAACCCAGCCGAAAGGCCUGGAAGAAGGUCUACUUUUUCCUCCGACGCUCUGGACUCUACUGCUCCACCAAAGGCUCCUCCAAGGAGCCUCGGCACCUGCAGUACGUGGCUGAUCUGGAAGAUCUGAACGUGUACACUGUGGUGAACAGCCGUAAGCUGUACGGGGCGCCUGCAGACUUCACCUUCUGCAUGAAGCCUUCUGGAAACCCUGUUCGCACUCAGGACCUGAAGAUCUUGUGUGCUGAGAACGAACAGACGCGAACUUGUUGGAUGUCUGCUUUCAGAUUGUUCAAGCACGGGAAGCAGCUUCAGUGUAACUACCAGUUGUCCAAGUCGGCCCCACGAAGCCUGGAAGGAGGCAGACUCGCAGAUGGCAAAUCGAUGUCUGAGGACAGUCUGGUGGCCAUGGACUUCUCAGGGAAGACCGGUGGACGGGUCAUCCAGAACCCGAUGGAGGCCCAGAGCGCAGAGAGGGAGGAGGGACAAGCCUGGAGGAGGAGAGAAGCCCUGAGGUGCAGCCUGCCCAACUUGAACUCUGGCUCCAGACCUUCCUCCGUCCACAAGUCCCAGCCGUGGUUUCAUGGUGGCGUGUCCAGAAAGGAAGCGCAGAGGCUGAUUGAGAAGCAGGGCCUGGUGGACGGGAUGUUCCUGAUUCGUGAGAGCCAGCAGCAUGCACAGUGCUUUGUCCUUUCGCUGUGUUACAAGCUGAAGACCAAACAUUACCUGGUAAUCCCUUGCGAAGAGGGAGGCAGGAAGUACUUCACCAUGGACGACGGCCUGACGCUCUUCAUUGAUCUCCUGCAGCUGGUGGAGUUUCACCAGAUCAACAAGGGCAUCCUUCCUGUGUGCCUGAAACACCCCUGUGUCUGUGUCACACUGUGAACCCUCAGCUCUGUAAAGCACCGUUGAUAAAGAGCAAUUACACGACUGGAUCAUGUGUCAGAGCAGUGCAAAGGUGUGUGGUCUGUGAUAAUGUUAUCAGGCAUGUAAGACUCCCGGGACAUGAGUGCCAGACAUGUCCGCCUCUCCUCUCUUUAGUAUUUUUAAUUAUUUCGACUCCGCGUGCAGCUCCAGGCAGUUGCGAGUUUUCUUUGUUUUUAAUUAAGGAGCUGCCAUCCUGGUGGAGGUGGCUUAAUCAGCCAGACUUUUAGCGUUUUUCGGGAACAAUGCACACAUCACGGUGCACUUUGGCUCCGAUCUGAAGGGUCGCAGUGAGAGGGGCGGGACGUGUGGCUUCACUGAUGGAUUGUGGCCACCAGGGGGCGCUCUGAGUCAGAGCUCCACAGAGGAAUCCACAGGGUUUGUGGAAUGGAAGAAAUGAAUUGUGAUAUAAAUACUGAAGAUAUUUGUGAUAUUGUAGUCUUGAAAAAACCCCAGGAAGCAAUCAUGUAGCACAUAAAGCCUCACUCCUCUGUUUGUUUUGUACGUUAACUUCUCAUGUGUCUUCCAUGUUAAAAGAACUCUUUUGUCGCUGUGUUUGCACAAUGACGAAAAGCUGGAAAAAGUCAGCAAGCAGACCUCAUGUUAAGUAAAAGAAAGGCUUUGUUUUACAGGUGCAUCAUUUCUCAAAAUGGUCCUUGUAAUAAUUUGCUCAGAAGUUUCCUGGUCAGUUUGAUGCAGAAUCACAUCUUCAGUUAUCAAUUAAUCAUGAAUAAACAUUUAUUUGAGUUUAGGUGGAGCAGUUCAGGCAAGAAAAUUCCUCAUUUUUCUCAUAAUUCAUACCAAAUUACGGAUUAUUUCCAGGUAACUACUGGGUAGGAGUUUACACGCCUGUAAAAUAAAGCGUCUCAGACCUUUUUCUUGUUGGUGGUUGUGUAAACUUUUUUUUUUUCAUUUUUUUACUUUGAAUAUUUGCACUUACUGUUUGCAUUUUAUUGUGAAAAUCCAGUACUAAAAUGUCAUCAUCCACUGUUAUUCAUUCAGUCCAAAGUUUACUGUUCUCUCACAUUGUUUUUUUAUUCAAACAGGAUUUGUUAGUUUUAUGUACUCUGAAUGUUUGGCGUUCUUUUCAGGCCUGUUUUAUGUGUCGAAUAAAUAAUUUCAUAUUAAACACAGUUUCUGUUAAAUCUGAAA
Molecule: messenger RNA, 2985 nt
Organism: Scatophagus argus
Lineage: Eukaryota; Metazoa; Chordata; Actinopteri; Scatophagidae
Gene: grb7
Product: growth factor receptor bound protein 7
Exons: 15
Coding region: 208-1794 (528 amino acids)
Biological process (GO): signal transduction
Source: RefSeq, a predicted model, not a curated record